Medicago truncatula (barrel medic) is the source of this 676-nucleotide messenger RNA. Its product is annotated as replication protein A 70 kDa DNA-binding subunit E. Lineage: Eukaryota; Viridiplantae; Streptophyta; Magnoliopsida; Fabales; Fabaceae. Bases 62 to 676 code for a protein of 204 amino acids. The transcript is spliced from 6 exons. The record is from RefSeq and is a predicted model, not a curated record.
AACAACUGAAACUUUGUCUUUAACUAAUGUUGAUGUGAAGACCAUAUCUGAGCUUUUAUCCAUGGCAGUUUCGGGAGUUUAUCAGGGUGAUGUUGUCUACAAUUGUGUUGCAACAGUUGAUGACAUCCUGCUAAAAAAUGGAUUGUAUUAUGUUUCUUGCCCUCAUUGUAGGAAAACUGUGAGUUCCACUGAGACAGACUUCAAUUGUGAGCAUUGUACUAAAAAGGUCGACUAUCCAAAGAUUAGGUACCGUUUGGAACUUCAAGUCAACGACUCUACGGAAUCAACAAUAUUUGUGUUGUUUGCCGAAGUUGCUGAACAAUUGGCACAACUAAAGCUAGAUGACCUCACCCCGGAUUUAGAAAAUCAGACUGGACGUGACUCUGAUCUGCCUAAACAGCUCCAGCAUAUCAUUGGUUCAAAGCAUAUUUUUCAAGUUAAGCUGAGCUCUUACUUUGAACGUCGUGGAGUACAAAGCUUCACUGCACAUAAGAUUCUGAAGCCAGUUGUUAAGAUUGAGAAAGAAGACAACAUUGCCACUGCGUGUUCUUCCUCAAGUGGAUCUCUUACCAUUGAAAUACCAGAUUUGCCGAAGAAGAGGAGAAAAUUAAUAUUGCACUCCAACAAAUCAGGUGAUAAUGACCAGAAUGAAGAUGUGGAAGAUUUAGAAGAUUGA